GGCUUUACAUCCCUUAUCAUAGGGUCUCUUCGCGGAUGUUCUUUCUUUUGCGCGAAGGCCGAAAGGACGGUCAUUCCCGAAUUUUUGACGUCCGUGGUUCUCAACGUCUACACGACCUCGUUCAUUGCCGGACGAAUGUACACUACUUCUUUAGGCGAUGUUUGUGAAACAUAUCGGGGACUCCGCUAUUCACUCGAAACACUACACCAACAUCGCGAGCAUCCUCGUCGAGUCAUGCGCACUGUUCACCAUCACCUCGGUUAUCUUCAUCGGAUUUUACCUUGCACACAACGCGGUUCAGUUCUUGAUGAUAGCCGUGCUCGCGCAGGUGCAGAUUAUCGCGCCGCUACUUGUUAUGCUCCGCAUCUCGAAAGAUGUUGCCUGGGAGGCGGACACGGCGACCACAGUCGACCACAGCGAGUCGACCCGGGCAUGCAGCGGUGCUCAAGGGCGCCAUCGUAUGAUAGCGAUGACGGGUAUUCAAUUUGCCAAAGAUGAUGGGGGUGCGGAAUGUGGGACUGAGGGAGCCAAGACAAUCGGUUAAAAUGUAUUCAAGGGAGUGUUGUUUCAGAAUUUUUGGGGCGAUGUACUGCUAUACGACUAUUAUAUGUUAUGAUACCUCACUUUGCGUUCAGGAUGAUCGCGCAAUAUACACUCUUUGC
Coniophora puteana RWD-64-598 SS2 is the source of this 662-nucleotide messenger RNA. RefSeq lists its product as uncharacterized. Lineage: Eukaryota; Fungi; Basidiomycota; Agaricomycetes; Boletales; Coniophoraceae. Bases 158 to 544 code for a protein of 128 amino acids. The transcript is spliced from 2 exons. The record is from RefSeq and is a predicted model, not a curated record.